UCAGAAGCAGUCUUCUUUUCGUCACCCCAAACGUAACAAUUCUGGACCUUUCUCGGGGAGGCGUGGAUGGAUUAUAUAAUAAAACAACUUGUAUGUAAAUUACCUUUCAUCUAUAUAUUAUAUAAAGCCAUUGCCACCCUCACCAUCCCCACUGCAAGUCCAAAAUACAAAAACAUUUACAAAUUAAGACUACUCGAAAGUUUUCACCAUGGCUCAACCACACUUCCUCCUCGUCACAUUUCCUGCACAAGGUCACAUAAACCCAGGCCUUCAAUUGGCGAAGCGACUUAUAAGCAUUGGCGUGCGUGUGACCUUUGCCACCAGCGACUAUGCCAUCCGCCGCAUUGAAAAAAAUUCCACAACUCAUGCUCAAGGGUUGUCAUUUGCUGCCUUUUCUGAUGGCUAUGAAAAUGGAUAUAAUUCAAGCGUUGACGUCAAUCACUACAUGGGGGAGCUUGAGCGUCUCGGCUCCCUCACUCUAAGUGACUUCAUUGCCUCCAGCACCAAACAAGGUAAUGGGUUCACAUGCAUAGUUUAUUCUAUACUUAUCCCUUGGGUAGCAAAAGUGGGUAAAGCUCAUAACGUUCCAACUACACUUUUUUGGAAUCAAACUGCCAUUAUGUUUGGUAUCUAUUAUUAUUACUUCAAGGGUUAUGGCGAUGUCAUAAGGAAUAACAUUGAAGAUCCCUCAUUUUCGGUAUCAUUACCAGGAUUGCCGGAGCUCCGUAGCCGAGACCUUCCUUCUUUUUUUAUCCCUUCAGAUCCAUAUUCUUUGGCGCUUCCAGCAUUUAAAGAGCACCUAGAUAUCCUUGAUGAAGAAACCAACCCAAAAAUACUUGUCAACACGUACGAUACAUUAGAGUCAGAGGCCUUAAAAGCAAUUCAUCAGUAUAACAUGGUUGGAAUUGGACCGUUGAUUCCAUCAGCUUUUUUGGAUGGGAAAGAUCCAUCUGAUACUUCCUUUGGAGGUGAUUUGUUCAUGGGUUAUCAUAAUGAAUACGUGGAAUGGCUCAACGCAAAGCCUAAAUCAUCAGUUAUCUACGUUUCGUUUGGAAGUCUUUCCGUGUUGUCAAAGCCACAAAUGGAAGAGCUUGCAAGGGGAUUGAUAGACACAGGUCGUCCAUUCUUGUGGGUUAUAAGAUCUAAAGAAGGCGGAGAAGAGGAUAAAGAAGAAGAUAACUUGAGUUGUAAAGAAGAGCUGGAAAAGCAAGGGAAGAUAGUGCCCUGGUGUUCACAAGUAGAGGUUUUGUCUCAUCCUUCGGUGGGAUGUUUUGUUACACACUGCGGGUGGAAUUCGACCUUUGAAAGCUUAUGUUCUGGGGUGCCAACCGUGGCUUUUCCUCAGUGGACAGAUCAAGCCACAAAUGCAAAGCUCCUGGAAGACGUGUGGAAGACAGGAGUAAGAGUGAAUGUUAAUGAAGAAGGGAUUGUUGAGGGGCCUGAGAUUAAGAGGUGUUUAGAAAUAGUACUGGGAGAUGAAGAAAAAGGGAAAGAAAUGAGAAGGAAUGCCAAGAAAUGGAAGGACUUGGCUAGAGAAGCUGCCAAGGAAGGUGGGUCUUCGGACAAGAAUCUUAACAACUUUGUGGAAAAGAUUGCAAAAGGCUGGUAGAGAUUAAGAAUUUGCUCACUUCUAUUGAUUAUUGUUUCCAGUUCUCUCUCUUUUUGUUUUUUUAUUUUAUCUUUCGCUAGAGAUGACGUGAAAGUAUAACGACUGGUCUUGUUCUGAUCCAUAAAAUCCUUUGGACCAUUAAUGUUAGUUGAAGUGUUGUUAUAUGUUGUCAAUAAUACUGAAAGAUGUUUCUUUUCA
Mangifera indica (mango) is the source of this 1807-nucleotide messenger RNA. RefSeq names its product crocetin glucosyltransferase, chloroplastic-like. The record is from RefSeq and is a predicted model, not a curated record. Bases 209 to 1609 code for a protein of 466 amino acids. NCBI's taxonomy places the organism in Eukaryota, Viridiplantae, Streptophyta, Magnoliopsida, Sapindales, Anacardiaceae. The transcript has a single exon. Gene Ontology annotation, molecular function: UDP-glycosyltransferase activity.